UGCGCAUUACAUUUGCGUUUUCAUCGAAAUGGAAAAAAAAAUUUCCAAUUGAAAAAAGUUAUGAUGCAAGGAAUCUUAUGUUUUUUAUGGCUAUGGAAGCUUUAAUUUUCGUUCAUGUAUUGUUUCACCAAUACUGCCAACCACCACAGAUUGCCUCUUGAGGAAUUGCAUGCGCAUCUAGUUAUUCCUACCAAUACUUCCAUCUACAUUACAACGUGACGAGUUGGAGUGUUCCAGAUUUCCGAUAACCUUUAUUCGUUUGAUAACCAGUUGUCUCGCUACCACUCGUAGAAAUGUCAGCUUCAAGUGAUCAAGUUUAUUAUUCGGUUGACCAAUUUGGUAUAAGUAAAAGAGAUUUAGAGACAAUUUGGCAAACAUAUUUUAGAUCCCAUCACGCUGUGCAAGUACAUGGACGAGUACGUUCUUUUGCAAAGGACCGUGUCGGAUAUCUUGGAGAUCACUUCAUGUUGGUGUUGGAAUCCAGUGAAUGUUCCGAGUCCUCAGUAGAACUAUUCCUCAAAGUAUUACCAUCAGGCAUUCCUGCCCUUACUGAUUAUCUGCAUUCGAUAGGAACUGCUCGUAAGGAGUCCAAUAUGUACCGUGAAUUACUUCCAAAAAUGGGACAAUUUUCCCGUUUUGCUCCACAAUGUUUCCUUGCAUUAGAACCAGCUGGACAACUGUUAGUAUUGGAGAAUCUACACGUUCAAGGUUUCCGAAACAUUCCCAACGAAUCAGCUGGCAUUUUCGAUAAGGAACAUUUAAAAUGCGCAUUGGUUGCCCUGGCCAAAUAUCAUUCUGCUUCGUUGCUUUUAGAGAAGGAAACUGGCGAAAGUUUAAUAGUUCUUGCCCCAGGAGUGUUGGAAGAAAACGCUUGGGUUCGAAAAGAAAAUAAUCCAAGAGUGAAAGAACUAGACAAUGCAAUAGAUGUUUUACUUGCAAUGGUACGAAUGAUUGAAAAAGAUAAUCCACAACUAAUAGCGAUUCUGGAGAAACUACCAAAGUUUAUGCAACAAAUCUACGAACUCGUAAAACCAUCCAGCGUAUACAGGAAUGUUGCUUGCCACGGUGAUCUUUGGUCCAAUAAUAUGAUGUUCCGAUAUACUGCCGUUGAUGGACGGUCGAUACCGCUGGAGUGUUUGAUAAUAGACUAUCAGUUCACACGGUACGCUCCUCCUGCAUACGAUUUAAAUAUGCUCAUCACCCUGACAACAACUGGCCACUUUCGACGGAUUCAUCGCGAGGAGCUGAUUCGGUUCUACUACCAACGAGUGCUAGAGGAGCUGAAAUGCCAUCAUUUGGAUUGCGAUUUACCUGGCGAACUAAACGAGGAAUCGUUUUACAAAUCUUGUGAAACGUAUAAAAUAUCCGGCUUAAUUGACAAUUUUCUAAUGAACCACGUUACGCUGCUUCCGCGAGACUAUGUAAAUAAGAUAUUUUCUUCUGCUGAAUGUUAUAAUAGUUUUAGCGGAGAAUCCAAAAUCAAAAUGUGCUUAGAGGUCUUAGAGAACGAUAAGGUUUAUCGUGAGAGAAUCAUAGGUAUAAUUAGAGAUUUAAUUGAAGUUAUAUAAUUUGAAUUUUUAGUUUGUAAUACCAUUCAUAAGUUUUGCUUUAUUCAAAAACGUUGAACAUAGUGUACUAAUAAAACUUGUAAACAGUAGGGUAGGGUUCUAAUAAAUUACAAAUUCACA
This is a messenger RNA of Anopheles coustani, 1688 nucleotides long. RefSeq lists its product as uncharacterized. The transcript has a single exon. Lineage: Eukaryota; Metazoa; Arthropoda; Insecta; Diptera; Culicidae. The record is from RefSeq and is a predicted model, not a curated record. Bases 294 to 1568 code for a protein of 424 amino acids.